Molecule: messenger RNA, 1017 nt
Organism: Plasmodium vivax (malaria parasite P. vivax)
Lineage: Eukaryota; Apicomplexa; Aconoidasida; Haemosporida; Plasmodiidae
Product: variable surface protein Vir25-related
Exons: 1
Coding region: 1-1017 (338 amino acids)
Source: RefSeq, a predicted model, not a curated record
AUGCAGUAUGAAAAAAAUUGUCCUCAAAAAAAACAAUAUAAUCAAUAUGAGAGUAUAUGUAAAUCCAUUGGAUCAGAAUAUGCUGGACAAGAAAAUAUCGUUAGUACUAUUUGUUUAAGAUUUCAUUGUUUAAUGUAUAACAUUUUGAAUUCACAAUCUUCGCAAUAUGACCAAAAUGAACUUGCUCAUUUAGAAUACUUGAACUAUUGGUUAAAUUAUGAACUACAUUUAAAUAAAGUUAACAAUUGCCCAAAAUAUUUUUAUCAAAAUAUGAUAAUUAAGGAUAAAGAUAACGUUCUAUUACCUAAAUUGAGGGCGAAUAAUAGUUAUAUUUUAAAAGAAGAGCUUAGUAAUAUGUAUGCGCUGUAUCAUUUAUAUAAUAAAUAUGUAGAAAUGAAUGAAAUAGUAAAGAGCAAUACACCAGUUGAAAAUGCCUUUUUUAGUUACGCUAGAAACAUUGUUCAAAAGUACAAAGAACUUGCAAAAAAGUGUACUGAAAACAACAAAUUUCUAUGUAACGCUUUAAAUGUUUUCAAAGAGAAGUAUAACAAAAUUGAAUUAAAAGGUGAAAAUUUAAAUGAUUGGAAUAGUAAAGAAUUACCACCUUUAGAUGAAAGUGGUCAUUCUCAAGGAAAAAUUACUGAAUUAUUAGCAAGGAAUAGGGAAGUUUCACAAACAUCGAGUGCGAACGCAGUAAUAUCGAAUGAACCUAUAACAGCAGUUAGUGUAUCCGCAGAAUCACCGGAAGAAAACACAGUAUCAAGGGAAAAACCUGAAGAAUCAGUUGAAAGUUCUGUAACAUCCAUAGAAGAAUCAUCAAAUCCUACAAAUUCACAUCCAUUAUCUUCGAGAACACCUUUACAAGAUGGGGCAAAUGCAAUUACGUCAGAAAAUAAUAGAUCAAACGAAUUACAAAGCGAAGGAAAUCUUAGUGAUUAUACACGCACCAUUGUAGGACCAGCUAUAGGAACUAUUGGAUUAUCUUCCAUUUUCUUCAUUUUUUACAAGGUAAAGUAA